AUGCCUCGCGGAAACGGACCAGUCACCAAGGUCUUCUUCAAGGGCUCGACCGAUGACUUCAUCGUCUUCAUUGAGUCUCCCGAAGAUCUCGCCAGAUGGAAGCAGGACAAGUCGAUUCCGCUUGCCGAAGUGGUGAACUCGUUCAAGAUCAUGGUGACGCACAAGCACGGAGCCCAAGGUCAGCUGGACGGCGCGUCCAAGGCGAGCCUGGAGAACGAAUUCGGCACGUCCAACGAGGACGAGGUGAUCAAGAAGAUCCUCGAGCAAGGUCAACCACAGAUUGUCCAGAAUCCCGAACGUCACGGAGAUCGAAAUGAGACCAUGGGUCCACGACAAGGACAUCCUACGGCAUAA
Messenger RNA from Exophiala spinifera, 354 nucleotides. RefSeq lists its product as uncharacterized. NCBI's taxonomy places the organism in Eukaryota, Fungi, Ascomycota, Eurotiomycetes, Chaetothyriales, Herpotrichiellaceae. Bases 1 to 354 code for a protein of 117 amino acids. The record is from RefSeq and is a predicted model, not a curated record. The transcript is spliced from 2 exons.